Molecule: messenger RNA, 1142 nt
Organism: Paramecium pentaurelia
Lineage: Eukaryota; Ciliophora; Oligohymenophorea; Peniculida; Parameciidae
Source: the annotation of a GenBank genome assembly
UAAUGUUCAGCCUUACACCUAUUGUUCAAAAAUCUUAUCAAAGCAGCUCUUUUUCUUACGAAUAGAAAAUGGAUGAUAUGACCUGUAUUGUUGACAAUGGAGUAUCAGGAUCAAUAUAUUUAGGAAAUAUAGAAUCUGCAUGUAUGGAUUAUAUUUCUACUUAAUUUUAGCUAACCUUGAGAAUUUACGAAGACAUAGAAUCAAUGGUGUUUUAUCAAUCUGUAUGAAUAAGAUACCAUUUGAAGUACAAACAUAAUUACAAAAUUAUCUACAUAUAUAUUUAGAGGAUUGUGAAUCUGAAAAUAUUAGCAGACAUUUUGACAAUAGUAAUUAAUUCAUUGAAAGAGCCAGAUAAAGUGGUAAUGUAUUAAUUCACUGCAUGGCUGGUAUUUCUAGAUCAGCUACACUUGUUGCAGCAUAUUUAAUGAAAAAGAAUAAUAUGAGUGCUUAAGAUGCCUUAAGAUUAUUAGAAAGAAAAAGAUGGUAAGUAUAUCCUAAUAACGGAUUCUUAAGACAAUUACAAUAAUAUGAAAGAGUAUUACAAUAAUAAACUAAUAAGAGUGAUAUAAUAGAUUCAUCACCUUUAAAAGAAUCUUUAUUAAAAAGGUAAAAAUCUAUAUUAAAAAAUUAGUAAAUAAUUUUAAACUCCAACCAAAGAAAUAUCAUUCAUGAAUAAAUAUGAAGAAAAAUAAUAAUAUUCUGGAAUUAAAACAAGACCUCUUGAUGAAAUUAAAUAUGAAAGUUAUAAACGUAAAUCCUUAGGAGCAGAACUUUAUAGUAGUCCAGAACCAUCUUAAAAAAUGCAAUUCUCACUUACUAAUCAUAGACCUAAUUCAGCACUUAGAACUUCUCCAGAUUUGAUUAGAAAGAAGAACUAUUUAUAAGAUGCAAGUAAUUUCUUUUAAUUUAAUUCUUUAUUAGUUCAUGGAAGUAAAAAAGAUGGAUUAGCUACUUUAGCAUUAGAAUUGAAUUCUUUAGAUUGGUAAAACAAAAAAUAAGAUUUUGAAAAUAAAUUUGCUAAACAAAUGACCCAACCUUCCACCAAGACAUUUAUAUCUUAGAAUAAACCAUUUUAAUUAAAUUAACAUUAAAGUAAACUUGAUGAAUUAUUAAAUGCCUUUAACAGAAAGCCAAUACUAUGA